GCAAACUGGAAUUCCUUCUCCUAGAAAAGGACUAUUAUUUCUACAUCUAUCUCAUGAUUUCUACGUUUAUUUUGAACUGAAAAGCUGUCAAAUUGAAAACGUAAUAAUUGUUAAUAAUAUGUAUCAAGAUAAUGACAUCCGAUCGCACGUGUUUUGGCCCAAUGAAAUGAGACGGAAUGGAAUAGAAAUGCUCUGGUAUGACACCUUUCUGACAAUGGCUAUUAUUAGAGACCAACUUGUGUAAAAUAAGUACCUUGACUGUCUUCUAAACACCAUCAAUCAUCCUUGAAUAGAGAUUCAGCUAUUCUCCAAUAGUAGGGCUUCGCUGGGAUAGAACAAAGACCUUAUCGAAGGUAUAUAGCCUAGGCUACAAGUCAAGUGUUUACAGUUUAACGUUGCUACAAAUACGACACACCUUGAAAGAAGGGAUUUCAACUUUUUUUCCCCAUCAUGACCGAAAAAGAAUCAAAACUGUCGACCAAGUUAGAAGACAUUGCUCUUUUUAAAAAUGAAGCCAAAAGGAAAAAGGAAAAACUCCCAAAAAGUCUUGGUUCUGUUCCGGCGAGGAAACGGAAAAAUGGGAAGCCACCUUAUUCUUAUAUUGCGUUGAUUGCUAUGAGUAUUUUGGAUACUCCAGAUAAGCGACAAACCUUAAGUGGAAUCAUUGAUUUUAUUAAGAAAAAUUUCGAAUACUACGGUGGCGAAUGUCCAGUUAAAGGUUGGCAGAACUCUAUCCGACAUAACCUUAGUCUGAACGAUUGUUUUGUCAAGACUUGGAGGGAUCCCACAAACCCGAGCAAAGGCCAUCUCUGGACUCUACACGCUAAGAGUAUGGACAUGUUCGAAGGUGGCAGCUUCAUGAGAAGGAAAAAGAGGUUCAAGGAGAACGUCGAGACAGACUCUCAUUUUGAGGAGGUUUACUCUACCUACCAAGAUACGUGCUUCGAUGAACCUAGAGAAGAUCUAGAAAAAAAUCUAUCAAGAUCUGAUGUGACGAUUUCGUCUUUCAGGUCAGCGGACGUAGAUGACCAUUCGUCCCGUGUUAUGUCUCCAGACUCGUUAGCAUCUCCCACUGAUCCUCAUCCUCGCUCACGCUCGUGCAGUUCAACGUCAUCCAGGGAUAAAAUCCCCGAACAAGUUUUUAUUUACCCUCCAUCACCGUACAACUUACUAACAGCGGCAUCUCCGAGGCUGUUUCCACACUACUCCUCCCUGGCAGUAAGGAGAACGGCAUACUACAGAGAUUUAGUACCAUAUGGGCACGGCUUCGAGGCCUCAUCCUUCCCGCUUACUGCACAAACGGGUUGCAUUCGAUGCUUAGGCUGUACUUGUGCUUACAACUAGUUUAUGGACGGUAAUUGAUAUAUAAAAGUCAAACGAUUGAUUAUCGAAACCAUGACAGUUUGAAUUGGUUGUUUUGCUUUGUUUAAAAAAGAAACACUAACAAUCUUCAAGGAAAGAAGUGAAAAUUGAAUUGCCAACUAGUUAAAGUUCCCCAAAAAAAAAUUGCAUUAAGUUGUUACUUCAAGAACGCCUUGAACGCUUUGUAAUUUUUUUCUUA
Messenger RNA from Actinia tenebrosa (Australian red waratah sea anemone), 1561 nucleotides. RefSeq lists its product as uncharacterized. The record is from RefSeq and is a predicted model, not a curated record. Gene Ontology annotation, molecular function: RNA polymerase II cis-regulatory region sequence-specific DNA binding; DNA-binding transcription factor activity, RNA polymerase II-specific. Gene Ontology annotation, biological process: regulation of transcription by RNA polymerase II; anatomical structure morphogenesis; cell differentiation. NCBI's taxonomy places the organism in Eukaryota, Metazoa, Cnidaria, Anthozoa, Actiniaria, Actiniidae.